GAGCACUAGGUGGACUAGCGGAAACAAAAACUGAACAUAUAGGCAUAAAACUCAGUGAAGCACAUGGAAAUUCAAGCUUGAAGGCAAUUCUCUCAAAAACAAGAAAAUGAAAAUGAAAAAGUGUGAGCUUUGCAAUUUUGUGGCAAAGAUUUAUUGUGAAUCUGAUCAAGCCAUCUUGUGCUGGGACUGUGACUCCCGAGUACAUGGUGCCAAUUUUCUGGUUGCGAAGCAUUUAAGAGCUCUUCUUUGCCACCUCUGUCAAUCUCCUACGCCCUGGAAUGGCUCUGGACCAAAGCUUGGUCCAACUGUCUCCGUUUGUGACAAUUGUGUCAAUAGAAAUGCUUGUAGACAGGAGAUAAACAAUGAAGAAACACGCGAUGAAGACGAUGAAGAUGUUGGUAAUGAUGAUGAUCUUGAUGGUGAAGAUGACAGUGGUGAAGAUGAUGAUGGUGAUAGUGGUGGUCAUGAAGAAAAUCAAGUGGUUCCAUCGUCAUCUACGACACCAGUUUCCAGUUCUGCAACAAGUGAAGAAUGUUCCACCAGGUUUGGCAGCACCCAAGAAGGUGCUUCUCAAUCAAGAACAGUACAUGUAUUGAAGCGCAUGCGUGAGACUGCAGAGCCUGCUUGUCGAGAGCAUUCAGGCUACUCAUUUUCUCGACAACAUCAGAACAAGAAUUUGUCGAAUGAAUCAGCUUCUUUAGAUGCCUUUAGGUCAUUUAAAGACCAGAAAGUAACAGUGAGAGACUCUCUCAGGGAAUAA
Molecule: messenger RNA, 760 nt
Organism: Durio zibethinus
Lineage: Eukaryota; Viridiplantae; Streptophyta; Magnoliopsida; Malvales; Malvaceae
Molecular function (GO): zinc ion binding
Source: RefSeq, a predicted model, not a curated record